Messenger RNA from Anarrhichthys ocellatus (wolf-eel), 873 nucleotides. Its product is annotated as SH2B adapter protein 1-like. The record is from RefSeq and is a predicted model, not a curated record. The coding region runs from base 179 to 853 and encodes 224 amino acids. Lineage: Eukaryota; Metazoa; Chordata; Actinopteri; Perciformes; Anarhichadidae. Gene Ontology annotation, biological process: intracellular signal transduction. The transcript has 5 exons. Gene Ontology annotation, molecular function: transmembrane receptor protein tyrosine kinase adaptor activity. Gene Ontology annotation, cellular component: plasma membrane.
AUAUAUUCUCAUUAUUAUCCCACGGUCUGCCUCGUUGCCAGUGUUUUGUGUGAAACAUUAAAGUACGGUUUACAUUUUGUACCACAUAACGAUCAUAAAGACAGAUUAUUAUUGUCUGUGACUGUCUGUUUGACUCCUCCAGUCGUCGAAGCCCCGGCUGACUGUCCCCUGCUGCUCGAUGGUGGACGUGAGGAGCACCACGGCUCUGGAGGUCCCCGACAAGGAGAACACCUUCCUGCUGCAGCUGGAGGGGACGGCACAGUACGUGAUCGAGACGCGUGACGCCAUUCAGAUGAGAGCCUGGCUGAGCGACAUCAGGAACGGCAUCUGUCUCAGUGAGCAGGAGGACGCUGAAGGCGUCUCUGUGGGGCCACUGGACAUCAGCGGGACGGCUGAGAUCGUUGACCGUCUCUCUCAAGUGUGUUACGGAGGAAUCGGAGGCUCCUCCCCUCUGAUGGAUCCUCUCCCACCGGAGCUGCCACCUCGAGCCCCUCUCGACGAACCAGACGGCCGGAUUCUAGGCGGAGGCGGAGUCAGUCUCUGCACACCUUUUGCUGAGACGCCAGACACCACAGGCUCCUUCUUGUUCUCGGAGGUGACCCCUGCGGAGGCGGUGGAGCACCCGCUCAGCGAGUGUCAGUGGUUCCACGGCACCUUGUCCCGCCUCAAGGCCGCUCAGCUGGUGUUGGCCGGAGGUCCGGCGAGCCACGGAGUCUUCCUGGUUCGCCAGAGCGAGACGCGGCGCGGAGAAUACGUCCUCACCUUCAACUUCCAGGGCAAGGCCAAGGUGAGUGUGGGAGUCCAGCUCCCUGAACAAUAUGUGUGUGUCCUCAAUAAGGACGCGUAUCGUUAGGAUUUAAUCGAUACCAGAAC